AACAACCACCAGCAGCUAAGCACUACCAUCAACCAUUGUCUUCGUCAAUGGCUUGAAAGCGACAACGAAAACUAUUCAUUCGUGUUUGUUACUCGGUAAAGAGAGGUUAACGUCUACAGAUUUACGCGGGUGAUACAGAAUCAAAUUCGAAGGGAAAUCGUUAAAGAUCGUUUAACGAUUCUUCCGUUUUGUGUUCUGCAAAAAACAACAUAAAAAAUUAAUUGCAACUCGGUUCUGAAAGCAAAAUUGUCGAUUUUCUGUUGUAAACGAAAAUGAAUGACAUUUAGUUCAAUAGUUUGAGUAAAGCAAAAUUCAUCUUUAAUUGAAUUUAAUUUAUUUCAAUUGAAACCGGUGCCGGGCUCCAUGCUAGCAGAAUACGAUCUCGCGGUUGCUCAUUUGUAAACACAAACGAAUCAAAGUGAAAUAUGAAAAUAGAGUGAAAUACAAAUAUAGAAAAUUUUCACAUUUGAAAGAGAAUUCAAAAAGAAAAGCAAUUUUGUAUUUAUUUAAAUCCAAACAAAUACAAAUCAAGUGAUAAAUUUCAAAACAACCCAAAUAAAAAUGGCUGAUGAAACAUUGCAAACCAUACCCCUGGAGAACAAUAUCGAUGCCCAUAUUGUUACACUAUUUGAACGUCUGGAGGCCAUAAGACGCGACAAUCAGUGCAAUGCCCUUAAUAAUCGUUUGUCCAGUACCCUGCAGCCAAAACGCAGUAUGCAGGCCGAAAUAAGAACGUUGGAGUUUUGGAGAUCCAUUAUUAGCGAAUGUUUGGCAUCGUUCUUUUAUGUUUUCAUUGUGUGCGGUGCAGCGGCUGGGGCUGGUGUGGGUGCCAGUGUCUCUUCGGUGUUAUUGGCAACGGCUUUAGCUUCAGGCUUAGCUAUGGGUACCCUAACACAAUGUUUCCUACACAUAUCGGGCGCUCACAUAAAUCCAGCCGUUACUUUAGCAUCCUGUGUCAUACGCUCUAUAUCACCUUUACGAGCUGCCAUGUACAUCACCGCCCAAUGUGGUGGAGGCAUAGCCGGAGCUGCUCUACUUUAUGGAGUCACCGUACCCGGUUAUCAGGGUAAUUUACAAGCAGCCAUAUCUCACAGUGCCACAUUAGCAGCCUGGGAACGUUUCGGUGUGGAAUUCAUUUUAACGUUUGUUGUGGUCUUAACAUAUUUUGUGUCUACGGAUUCUGUAAAAAAAGUUAUGGGACAUUCUGCAUCCUCCAUAGCGGCGGCCUACAGUGCGUGCAGUUUUGUGUCGAUGCCAUACCUAAAUCCGGCUCGUUCAUUGGGACCCUCGUUCGUUUUGAACAAAUGGGAUAAUCAUUGGGUCUAUUGGUUUGGUCCCUUGGUUGGUGGCAUUGCAUCCGGCAUUGUUUACGAAUUCAUUUUUAGCACAAAACGUAAUGCACGCCACAUCAAGGCAUCUAUGGAUAAUGAAUCGUCAUCAAUGAACUCGGAUGAUGAGUUGAACUAUGAUUUGGAUUUGGAGAAGCAAAAUAUGCAAACUAAAUACACGGGUACUUUCCAGCGUGGACAAAAUGCAAAUGUACCACAACAAACGGGCCCCGCUCCACCCAAUGGAAAUGCCGGAAACGGCAAUUAUUGCCAGAACUUGUAUACUGCACCACCUAAGUUCGAUCAACAACAGGAACCCCUGUAUGGUGGUACCCGUUCCAUGUACUGUCGUUCACCCACCUUGACCCGUACGAAUUUGAAUCGUUCACAAUCGGUAUAUGCCAAGAGUAAUACGGCCAUUAAUCGUGAUAUUGUACCAAGAUCGGGUCCAUUGGUGCCAGCGCAAAGUUUGUAUCGCAUGAAUCAACAAGUCAAUCAGCAGCAACAACAGCAGCAGCAUCAACAACAGCAGCAACCACAUCAGCAACAGCAACAACACCAGCAAUCAUCACACCUACAAAAUCAAAAUGUACAAAAUCAGAUGCAACAAAGAUCGGAAAGCAUUUAUGGUGUACGUUCGGCCAAUAGACAAAGUCAGCCACCACAUCAAGGUCAAAUGCCCCAUCAUCUAACCGGACAGCUCAUGCAACACCAACCACCACCACAGCCCCAAGGAAAUCAGCAGCAACAACAACAGCAGCAUCAGCAACAACAUCUGACGCAACCACCUCAAGAUAGCGGGCCACAAAGUUUUCAAUCCGUCUAUGGCACCAGGCAAAAUCCCAAUCCCACCGAUGGAAAUAUAAAAUUUGAACGUCGUCCGGAAUCGGUUUAUGGCAUGACAGUGCCCCGCAAUCGUGGCCAAUCCGCCCAAUCUGAUGACAGUUCAUAUGGAUCGUAUCAUGGCUCCUCAAUGACACCACCUGCGAGAAUACCCAGCACCGAACCACCCAUGAUUAUGUAUGCUCCCCCACCGCAACCUAAUCAACAUCAGGUAUCUUCGGCCACAAAUCCGCCACCAAUUAGAACCCAGUCAGAACGUAAGGUGUCAACACCGGUGGUAGUGUCACAAGCGGCUUCAAUGACUUCAACGACCACAACAAUGGGACAAUUUUCCACUAGUCAAGGAGCACCAGCUCCACAUUCGACACAACCCACCACACAGCAACAGCAGCAGCAACAACAAAUGAUGGCCCAACAUCAUCAGCAGCAGCAACAACAACAACCGCCCCCACAACAACCUCCACCACCCGCCCAUCCCCAGCAACACAAUCAGCAUUAUGGCAUGUUACCAAUGAGACCAAACUGAAAAAGGCUUUCCUGGAGUCCUGCCCUGCACAAACAAAACGAAAUAGAAGAUGAAAUUUCCAAAGCCUCAUGAGAGUUAAUCAUACAAGGUUUCUUCAAGGCAUAAUCACAAUAAUACUAUUUUGAGACUGAAAUGGAAGCCUUGUAAUGACUAAAAUUUAUUUUUUUUACAAAAAGUUUGGAACACUUCAUGAUGUUUGGGUCUAGCCACCUAAACAGUUUCGAAUAAUCUUCUUGUUUUUUUGGUUUUCCUCUGUUGGUAACGAACCAAAGUUCGUCUGUAUAACAAGAUGAUUCUUAGGAAUCUAUAGGCCAUAAUAGCCCCUAAACCUAAUUAUAGAACAUUGUAAAGUCCAAAGGAACUGUCAUAGAAUUCAACAAAACAGCAUUCAUUUAAAAUUACAAGAAAAACACCAACAAAUAUAUAUAAAAUGUGUAUAGUCAGAAUAAAAAUAAUAAUAAUGUUGAUACUCAUCUUAAUACAACUAUAUUCAAUAACAUAUUAAAAUAAGUUAAAUAUGGAACCACAACCCUCUGCAUUAACGAAGCCCAUUAUACCCUUUAAAAAAAUAUUACUCAAAAUUGUUAGAUCAAAGAUGGUAUAAUGUUUUGUGUUUUGUAGCUGUUUUUCUUCAUUAAUACAUAAAUAAUGGAAACAUUUCCUAUUAGAAUUCAAAAUAUUAUACCUUCUUUGACCACUCACAGACCCCCUUAGACUGAAUUUAUUUUAAUUUUAACCGAAAAUAUUGACGACUUUUAUGAUCGUGGUUUAUAAAGAUUUCGACUAUUGGAGUAUCCUCUAUUCGAUUCUGUGUGACCUUAGCAUAAAUGACGUUUCGUAUUCUUCCUACUAUAUAGAUUAUAUAAAGUUUACAUAUUUUAUACAUAUAUAUACAAUUAUUAUAAUAAUGUUAUAUCUAGUGCAUAGUUAAGUCUAAUAUCUUAAUGUUUUUGUAAAUAGUAGAUAUUUCUUUUGUGUUUAAGUUUUUUUUUUUUAAUAAUUUUUAGUUAUUAGUGCUUUAAUUAUAUAAAUUUGUAUUGCAAAUUCAAUAAUAAUGUCAACAAAGAAAAAAUCCAAAAAUAUAAAGUUGUAUGUUACAUA
Messenger RNA from Musca domestica (house fly), 3798 nucleotides. RefSeq names its product neurogenic protein big brain (gene bib). NCBI's taxonomy places the organism in Eukaryota, Metazoa, Arthropoda, Insecta, Diptera, Muscidae. The transcript is spliced from 5 exons. Gene Ontology annotation, molecular function: water channel activity. Gene Ontology annotation, biological process: transmembrane transport. The coding region runs from base 562 to 2697 and encodes 711 amino acids. The record is from RefSeq and is a predicted model, not a curated record. Gene Ontology annotation, cellular component: plasma membrane.